Messenger RNA from Patella vulgata (common limpet), 1157 nucleotides. Its product is annotated as cleavage and polyadenylation specificity factor subunit 4. Bases 123 to 917 code for a protein of 264 amino acids. The record is from RefSeq and is a predicted model, not a curated record. Gene Ontology annotation, molecular function: RNA binding; zinc ion binding. The transcript has 7 exons. NCBI's taxonomy places the organism in Eukaryota, Metazoa, Mollusca, Gastropoda, Patellidae.
CAGGAAGUCAAGUUAACUUCCGGUUAGGACCAUUCACCAAACAACGAACAGUAGUUUCCGAAUUGAUUCUUUAAAUGUAUUUAAUAAUAAAAGGAUAAUAAUCCCCCAAGAAAAGAUUCAAAAUGCAAGAGGUUGUCGCACCGUCAGGCCAUCUACGAUUUGAUGUAGAAAUAGCCCUUGAACAGCAGAUUGGUGCACAAGUAUUGCCAUUUCCCGGAAUGGAUAAAUCUGGAUCAGGAACCUGCACUUUUUAUUUAGUAACAGGUUGCAAUAAAGGAACAGCCUGUCCUUUCCGUCAUGUUAGAGGAGACAGAACAGUUGUUUGUAAACAUUGGCUCAGGGGUUUAUGUAAGAAGGGUGAUGAUUGUGAAUUUUUACAUGAGUAUGAUAUGACAAAGAUGCCUGAAUGUUAUUUUUUCUCCAAAUUUGGUCAGUGUAGUAAUAAAGAAUGUCCUUUCCUUCAUAUUGAUCCAGAGAAAAAGAUUAAAGACUGUCCUUGGUAUGAUCGAGGAUUUUGUCGUCAUGGUCCUAACUGCAAAAAUAGACAUAUGAGAAGGGUUUUAUGUCAGAACUACUUAAAUGGUUUUUGUUUAGAAGGUCCAAAAUGUAAAUUUGUACAUCCUAAAUUUGAUUUACCGAUCGCAGAUCAGACACAACAAACUAAGAAGACAAAUAUAACAUGUCAUUUCUGUGGUGAACAAGGUCAUAAAGCAUUACAAUGUAUUAAGAUGCCUUCUCAAGCUAAAGUUGAACAACAACAGCUGGCACAACAGAUUCAAGAACAGCAUCUAAUGGAUGGCAGACGACCACUAGAUCAAGUAACAUGCUACAAGUGUGGUGAAAAGGGUCAUUAUGCUAAUAAGUGCCCUAAAGGACAUUUAGCCUUCCUUAGUCAAUCACUGGUGACAGCUCAAUAACAUUAAAUAAUUGGACAGUUCUAUGUAUAUGUGUAUUGUGAACUUUUAAAGCGUGAAUGUUUAUACUGUUAAAAACUAGCUGGAUAUGCCUGUCACAGUAACCAUCCCAAAAAUAUAGCUUUUUAAAUAAACAGUAUGUAAGACGUUUAAAAACAACAAUAUUCUGAAUUGUCAAUCAUCAGAUAUGGUUAAAUGAUGGAGAAAAACCAAGAAUAAAUGCCAUUGUUAUGUACAAAAUUA